This is a messenger RNA of Saccostrea cuccullata (small rock oyster), 2830 nucleotides long. RefSeq names its product mucin-2-like. Bases 173 to 2644 code for a protein of 823 amino acids. Lineage: Eukaryota; Metazoa; Mollusca; Bivalvia; Ostreida; Ostreidae. The record is from RefSeq and is a predicted model, not a curated record. The transcript is spliced from 5 exons.
AAAGAAGUAUAAAUGUGUUAUAGAUAAUUUUAAAAGGAGAGUAUUAAAAAUGCUUUGAAACAGUUUCACAAAAUUUGACAGCUUAUUCUCUGUACCUGGAAUAUCUCUUAAAGUGAAUUAAAACGUGGAUUUAUAAAAGUUAUAAGGACACAUUUGUUUCAGAUUGGACAACAUGAAGAAACUCCUGUGUGUGAUAGAAGCUUUAGUGCUUGUGUCCAUCAUUCCUGAAACUUCUUGUUAUGGAGGAGAGGAGAGCGUUUAUCAACAAAUUGAGAAAGCGCUUUGGCAGUUACAGAUGAAGGGGGAUAUACACAGAGCAUUAGGGAAAACAGAAGUCUGGAAUUCAAACAUACCAAGAAAUGCCCCCCUUAACCCUCCCCGCCACGUGAUACAGUUAGCUGACACACGUGUGAUGGGACCUACCACGAUCAAACCAACUACAAAUAAGAUCAAGCGGGCAGCUUUCGCUCGCAGAGCCAUUGCACGCCAAGUCACUAGCCACCACACACCACCCAUUUCUCAACCGCAAAAUCAGGACAAAAUUUCUCCCGACAGAAUCUAUUCUAACAAGAUGAACAGAAACACAGCAAGAGGAUAUGGUAGUUCACUGACAAAACUUAUAGCGAAAAAGAUUAAAUUCAGCCCUCCUCCUGAACCUAAACUUUCUUCUGAACAAAACAUCGAUAGAAUUUUGGGACAAAUAUCCCAAAAUAGAAACAGCAAUAUACCAAAGAAUUUCAUUCCAUUUCCUUCACCACCUAACAUUAAUAUCCCCAAAAUUAUAAGCACGCCACAACCAGUGGUUAAAAACAGUUUCAAACCAUCACAAUCAGCUUUUGCCAGGAAAGGAAAUAGAAUUCCUGUCAUUGUGAUCCAGCAAACCAAAAAAUCGGAUCUACCAUCCCCAACUUUUUCUAUCGUCGCUCCAAGUUUGGGACGAUCACCUUCAUCCUUCCGAUUCAGCAACAAAGAAGUUUCUAACAAUCAAUUGAAUGACAAAAACGUCUUUGAAGACACACCCGGCUUUGGAAAUGAAUUCAAGGAUUUCGAAAUCAAUGAUGUUCCUCAGAUUAUUGUUGAAAAGACACCAACAACGUCAAGCUCUAUUAUUGUCAAAGAGCAAGACAUUGCUCAAAAGAGUAGUCAGAAAUCUUUGGUGAAUACAAAAUCAGCUAUCAGGCCUCCCCCACCUGUUAAUAUUCCAAACAAAUUUAUAACACAAACAGUAUCAACAGGACAGCCAACAAUUUCAACAGAAGGACCAAGUAAAACACAAAGCAUUGGUGCAAACCAAGACCAAAGCCAUUCACUGAGCAAAGUUAAACAAGCUUCAAUUGCAAAGGACAUUGAAAUUUCUAUGGAUACGCCAGUCUCCAGAUCAGAUAUUGCAAUAAAAGAUACUCCCCUGAAAAGUCUACAAUCUAGACCUAACGUUCAGGCAGCAGGGAUUAUAAAACAAGAAAUAGAAAAGCCACAAAUCCAAGUCGUACAAGUCCAACAGUUAAGACCUAUUUCAGUCUCUCAAGCUGUGAACACAAAGCCAAAACCAGUGGACAUAACAAAAUCCGAUAAAGCAAAGGAUGAAGAAUUCCCAGUAGAUCCAUCUACUUCUCGAUUCACAGACCAAACAACAAAAACAACAACGACAACAACAACAACAGUAAAACCAGUCAAAGUGAGCAUCUCCAGUGGUCCAUCUCAAGGACUUCGACAAGGGAGUAGAGGUAUAUCCAGAGGAUCUUUCAGGGGCAUUCGUCCUAACGGUAGAGGCGUGCGGCCGAUCGGUAGAGAAGUCCCAGUGUCGAGGGGAUCUACACGAGGCAGACAACCCACCGGACCAGGGAGAUCAGUUCCAGUCAGAUCGAUAAAUAUCCCCACAACGCCGUCAUCUGUGUCGGAAAAUAAAAUACACAUACUUGAGACCCCGGCUGAAAUUAUUCCAGUAGACGUAACAGAUUCUCCAAGUGAACUAACAACAGGUCUCAUAACAAAUCCAACGACGACAACAGCGAAACCUAUUACAGAAAUUAAGUCAAAAGAUUCUUCACAGGAACCGCAAGAAGGGAUGACAAGAGAUUUUUCCCGAGGAAGUUUUAGGGGUAUUCGUAAAAACAGUCGAGGAGUUCGACCGAAUGGAAGUAAAGGUCCUGUUUUGAGAGGGUCUUCCAGAGGUAUUCGUCGCAAUAUUAUUGGGGUUUCGAGGAAUUCUAUCAAUAUUCCAAAACAAUUAUCACUACCAACGUUAGCAAAGACUGAGAUAAAUUCUAAAUCAGUAACUACUCAAACAUCGACGACACCAUCAACAACUGAAUCAACCACGCGACAACCUCCAGUCAUGGAAACAGCACAGUUUGCAAGGAGACGUAGACCAGGACGUGUGGUAGUUAGCCGAGGUAAUCCGAUAGAGAGCAACAGAAACGAAAACACUCAACAUGUUGUCGUUAAUGAAAGAGUCCAAACAGACACAAGUGCUAAUGAACCCAGUUCAACAACUACCACCACUUCCACCACCGCCUCAACAGAGCAACCACCGAUAACCACCACCAGAAGUACUGCUGCCACCACCAAUAGAUCAAGGACACGUAGACCAGGAAUGAUGUCUCCGGAAGAAAAGAGACAAGCUUUAAGAAAUUUCCAAGGAUAAAGGAUAAAACCCCAAUCUCUUAAAGUGGAUACAGAAAUCCAGCUUUGACACAAAGCCAUGCUGUGCAAUAUGUACUUCACCAGGAAAAUACACCAGAGCGAGGCCAGAAUGUUCGCCAUGAUGACUGUUUCGUAUCAAUCAACAGUAGAUUGUCUCACCAAUAUUUUCAACUUAUUUACCGCACAU